Molecule: messenger RNA, 1321 nt
Organism: Gigantopelta aegis
Lineage: Eukaryota; Metazoa; Mollusca; Gastropoda; Neomphalida; Peltospiridae
Product: alpha-ketoglutarate-dependent taurine dioxygenase-like
Exons: 4
Coding region: 86-1033 (315 amino acids)
Molecular function (GO): oxidoreductase activity
Source: RefSeq, a predicted model, not a curated record
UUGGGUAGUAAAACGUCAACCAGGCUGGAAGUUUUGUAAUAUUUGAUAACUAGCAGCACGUCUUUGGAUAAGACACCUUUUUCGAAUGAUAAUUGCAAAGAAUACGUUAUUUUAUUGUCGAUCCAAAAGAUCCAAUGUUGGUGCUUUUAUUGGAAGUCUACUGCUUUUAAGGAAAAUAAGUAUGGCUUCGAUUCUCGACGACGGCAGCUGUGGCCGUGGGCCUCCUUUGGGGAAAGUAAUUCGAGGGAUCAACUUAAACGAAAAGGUUUCCGACGAAACAAUAAAACAGAUCAAGAAAGAUGUUCACGUACACAGGCUGUUGAUUUUUAAAGAUCAAGGUCAGGUCAGCGGACAGAGACACGUGGAGAUUAGCAAGUGGUUCGGCGAACUCGAGUCGACAUUUUACAAACAUCCGCGAUCUCCACACGAUGACGUUUUUCGGGUGUCCAACGACGAGGACGAAGGUUGCCGAAAUGUCGGGAGGACAGGGUGGCACAUUGAUGGAAGUUUCAUGCGAGCUCCGUUCGCGUUCGCUCUGUACCAUAUGUAUUCUGUUCCAAAGACUGGUGAUACAGCAUAUGUACCUCUGAAAGAGCUGAUUGAGAGUCUUAGUCCAGAAACAAGAGCAAGGUGGGAGAAACUAUGGAUGGUCAGUGAUCGAAGGGCAAAUGUCAUCCAUCCAGUCAUCUACCCACAUCCUGUGACAGGCGAACCGACAAUAUGCUUUCAUCUUGGAAUGACUGAGGGAUUUGUUUGGAAUUAUGGCACAAAAGAGCAACGAUUCACAGAAUUGCCUGAAACAACUCAAAUUCUGAAAGAGAUAUACAAAGAAAUUGUCAAAGAUAACCGACGAUUAGUAUAUUCUCACAAAUGGGAAGUUGGUGACUUCAUUAUAUCCGACAAUCUGUCUGUUGGUCAUGAGGCGACCCCAGAAACCCAGAUGCCACGGUCUGAAGUCGGACUCCGGAUUCUUCACAGAACGACAAUAAAAGGAACAAACUACCCUUCAAAAGAUCCUAAAAGCUGUAACUAAUUGGACUGGCUUAUGUCAUACAAAUCUGCACUGAUAAUGUAGUGAAUUUGCAACAUUAUAUCUUUUGGUGCCAAAGAUUAGAUACAAUUUCAUUUGGGCUUUAGGGCCUGUCUAUAUACUGAGAGAAAGGAAUAAGGGAACACACAAGUAGUAACAUCAAAUGUUGAAGGAAGGAAAUGUUUUAACGACACACACAACACAUUUUAUUUAUGGUUAUAUUGCGCCAGACAUAUGGUUAAGGACCACACAGAUAUUGAGAGAGGAAACCUGCUGUUGGCACUUCAUGGG